GACCUGUUCGGCACUUGCCUGAGCUUCGCAACCAUGUCUGGUCGCGGCAAAGGCGGGAAGGGGCUCGGCAAAGGCGGCGCCAAGCGCCACCGCAAGGUGCUGCGCGACAACAUCCAGGGCAUCACCAAGCCCGCCAUCCGGCGCCUGGCCCGCCGCGGCGGCGUCAAGCGCAUCUCCGGCCUCAUCUACGAGGAGACCCGCGGGGUGCUCAAGGUGUUCCUGGAGAACGUGAUCCGGGACGCCGUCACCUACACGGAGCACGCCAAGCGCAAGACGGUCACGGCCAUGGACGUGGUCUACGCGCUCAAGCGCCAGGGCCGCACCCUCUACGGCUUCGGCGGCUGAGCCACUCGUUCCCAACAAUUUUGUUUCCACCAAAGGCCCUUUUCAGGGCCGCCCACUUCUUUCCUAAAGAGAGCUAUGCACCCAUUUCCCACG
This is a messenger RNA of Phyllostomus discolor (pale spear-nosed bat), 438 nucleotides long. RefSeq names its product histone H4. Gene Ontology annotation, biological process: nucleosome assembly. Gene Ontology annotation, molecular function: protein heterodimerization activity; DNA binding; structural constituent of chromatin. The coding region runs from base 34 to 345 and encodes 103 amino acids. NCBI's taxonomy places the organism in Eukaryota, Metazoa, Chordata, Mammalia, Chiroptera, Phyllostomidae. Gene Ontology annotation, cellular component: nucleosome. The record is from RefSeq and is a predicted model, not a curated record. The transcript has a single exon.